This is a messenger RNA of Lingula anatina, 1576 nucleotides long. RefSeq lists its product as uncharacterized. The record is from RefSeq and is a predicted model, not a curated record. Gene Ontology annotation, cellular component: nucleus. Lineage: Eukaryota; Metazoa; Brachiopoda; Lingulata; Lingulida; Lingulidae. Gene Ontology annotation, molecular function: DNA-binding transcription factor activity, RNA polymerase II-specific; RNA polymerase II cis-regulatory region sequence-specific DNA binding. Gene Ontology annotation, biological process: regulation of transcription by RNA polymerase II.
GAUUAUAUUCCUAGGCGGAGGUCCAACUAAUUCACUUUGCAUAUGAGAAUGAGAUAGUUUUACCUGUAUAAACGAUCGGUUUUUCAAAUACUGUGAUCUUAUAACCUUCUAGCAGCCGGUCAUUUGAGUGUCAACCGUGGCCACAUGUAACCAGCUUUGUCAACAUUACAUAGUGAUCGCCCAGCCGAUCGUCAUACGACACGGUGCAUCUUAUAUUUAGAACUGCGAAUAGAGACACCACAUGAGAACGCCGUGCCAUGGCACGUAAAAAAAUUACAAGUAACUCGAGCGAUUGCAGCACCUUCAGCAGUGAUUCUACGGAAACCGACUGGAAUCCUGCUGGACCAAGUGUCACCACACCACAGACGCCAGAUCUUCCCACUUUCAGCUCGAGCAUCGACUUUGAGGAGGCAAAUGUAUUAGCUCUAGAAGAAGGCAAUAGCAGUGCAAUUGUCAAAGAGGAACUGAAGUUCUCCAUACUUCAUCGUAGGUACUCAUCUGGGCAAGGAGAUAGGCCUAUUCCAAUCGUGCUGGAAAAAAUUGAAACGGGUGCUUUGGAGCAAAACAAGGAAGAUGGACCAUUUUUAGAAGAAAGACGAGCUAAAAACAAGGAGGCAGCACAAAAGUGCAGAAAGAAGCAGAAGGAAAAAAUGUACUCUCUCAUGCAGGAAGAGCUGCGUGAAGAGGGUAAAGAAAAGAGCCAAAGGUAUGAAAUAGAAAAACUUCGGGAAGAGAAAGAAAGACUUGAAGAAAUCCUGAAAAUGCAUGAAAAAAGUUUGAACUGUAAACGGCGGCGCAUCGAAGGAUCGGCACGGCCUUACACGUUUCAGUCAAGCACGAUGACAUUUCUGUAGUUAACAUAAUGCAUGUUUGACUAUGUACCAAACCAGAUAAAACGUGAUGCGUUGCCAGGUUUGCACUGAUUAUAGUUGUUAUAGACAUUGUGCAAAAUAAAAUACGUUAAAGGAAACAUCUUGACUGUAUCGAGGAUCGUGAUAUCAGUAUCGUCUGGUUUUAUUUUUAAAAAAUAACAUAGCACGUUGACAGUAGCAUAUAUAAGAAAUAAAUGGAUAACAAAUGAAUCGACAUAUCAAAAUAUUUUAAAUAUAUGACCAGAGCGCUGUCAUAGCUGAGUGGUUAUAGCUUCAUACUGACAACCGCGUGUUUUAACAUGUUAAAAUAGCAAUUAAAGACAUUGCACUUUGAGUACCUAUAUCUAGAAAAAAUGUAAGGGAAUUUUGUGAACUUUGUUUUGUCUCAGCCUUCAAUUAAAUAUUGUUAACAUUUGAAUAACAUUUCUAGUGCUUGAAUUUCGGGCCUAUGUAAAUAUAUAAGACUUUGUUUGGCUCAAUAUUUGUUAAAUAUUGGUAAAACCUGUAUAUUAUAAUAAUAGCUGUUCCCAUUGAAUGGGAAUAAAACUAACUUAACUAACUAUGUGUGAUCUCAUUAGAGCUAAAGUCUGUCAACGUUGUGUCACGACAGUUAGAAAAGCUUGUAGUUGACAUAAAUGACAUGUAGCAAUGCAAAUUGGACACAUCAAGUGGUUAUUGACUUUCAAAUAUAUUAUUUAAAUUUC